UGGACAUUCCCAACAUGCUCACUCCCUUAAUCUGUCCGUCUAGAGGUUUGGCUUCUACAAACCAAGGGAGUCGACGAGUUGAAGAUGAAGCCCAGAGCGGAGUGCUGUUCUCCCAAGUUCUGGUUGGUGUUGGCUGUCCUGGCCGUGUCAGGCAGCAGAGCUCGUUCUCAGAAGAGCCCCCCCAGCAUUGGCAUUGCUGUCAUCCUCGUGGGCACUUCCGACGAGGUGGCCAUCAAGGAUGCCCACGAGAAAGAUGAUUUCCACCAUCUCUCCGUGGUGCCUCGGGUGGAACUGGUAGCCAUGAAUGAGACCGACCCAAAGAGCAUCAUCACCCGCAUCUGUGAUCUCAUGUCUGACCGGAAGAUCCAGGGGGUGGUGUUUGCUGAUGACACAGACCAGGAAGCCAUCGCCCAGAUCCUCGAUUUCAUUUCUGCACAGACUCUCACCCCUAUCCUGGGCAUCCACGGGGGCUCCUCUAUGAUAAUGGCAGAUAAGGAUGAAUCCUCCAUGUUCUUCCAGUUUGGCCCAUCAAUUGAACAGCAAGCUUCCGUAAUGCUCAACAUCAUGGAAGAAUAUGACUGGUACAUCUUUUCUAUCGUCACCACCUAUUUCCCUGGCUACCAGGACUUUGUAAACAAGAUCCGCAGCACCAUUGAGAAUAGCUUUGUGGGCUGGGAGCUAGAGGAAGUCCUCCUACUGGACAUGUCCCUGGACGAUGGAGAUUCUAAGAUCCAGAAUCAGCUCAAGAAACUUCAAAGCCCCAUCAUUCUUCUUUACUGUACCAAGGAAGAAGCCACCUACAUCUUUGAAGUGGCCAACUCAGUAGGGCUGACUGGCUACGGCUACACGUGGAUCGUGCCCAGUCUGGUGGCAGGGGAUACAGACACAGUGCCUGCGGAGUUCCCCACUGGGCUCAUCUCUGUAUCAUAUGAUGAAUGGGACUACGGCCUCCCCGCCAGAGUGAGAGAUGGAAUUGCCAUAAUCACCACUGCUGCUUCUGACAUGCUGUCUGAACACAGCUUCAUCCCUGAGCCCAAAAGCAGUUGUUACAAUACCCAUGAGAAGAGAAUCUACCAGUCCAAUAUGCUAAAUAG
Messenger RNA from Mandrillus leucophaeus (drill), 1094 nucleotides. Its product is annotated as glutamate receptor ionotropic, NMDA 2B-like. The annotation marks the transcript as partial. Lineage: Eukaryota; Metazoa; Chordata; Mammalia; Primates; Cercopithecidae. The record is from RefSeq and is a predicted model, not a curated record. The transcript is spliced from 3 exons.